Erigeron canadensis is the source of this 1462-nucleotide messenger RNA. RefSeq names its product 26S proteasome regulatory subunit 6B homolog. Gene Ontology annotation, molecular function: ATP hydrolysis activity; ATP binding; proteasome-activating activity. The record is from RefSeq and is a predicted model, not a curated record. Gene Ontology annotation, cellular component: proteasome regulatory particle, base subcomplex. Bases 83 to 1315 code for a protein of 410 amino acids. Lineage: Eukaryota; Viridiplantae; Streptophyta; Magnoliopsida; Asterales; Asteraceae. Gene Ontology annotation, biological process: proteasome-mediated ubiquitin-dependent protein catabolic process. The transcript has 6 exons.
GAAACCCACCCUACCUUCUCUUUCGACACACAGAUACAUAUAUACACACACACGUUCAUCGUUACUCUUCUUCCCAAAAACAAUGGCAGCAGCAACAAUGAUGAUAGACCCAAAACCCAUACCAGAACCAGCCAUCACCGACCCAAUAAACCACGACCCGAUACCAGAUGACGAUCCUUACACCUUCCUCAAAACCCUCCAACGCCUAAUCGAGUUCAUCGAAAUCAAAGAAACUUACGUCAAAGACGAACAGUUAAACCUCAGACGCGAGCUCUUACAUGCCCAUGAAGAGAUCAAACGUAUUCAGGCUGUCCCUCUUGUUAUGGGUCACUUUUUGGGGAUGAUUGAUGGUGAUUAUGGCAUUGUGGGGUCCACUACUGGGUCAAAUUAUGUCGUUAGGAUAUCGCCUAAUGUGAAUAGGGAGAUGUUGAAACCUUCUGCUUCUGUUGCUUUACAUAGACAUAGUCAUGCUCUUGUUGAAGUCUUGCCCCCUGAUGCCGAUUCCAGUAUUUCGUUGCUUAGUCAGUCUGAGAAGCCUGAUGUUACUUAUUCUGAUAUUGGAGGCUGUGACAUUCAAAAGCAGGAAAUACGUGAAGCUGUGGAGCUACCUUUGACUAAUCCUGAAUUGUACAAACAAAUAGGAAUAAACCCUCCUCGUGGUGUUUUGCUCUAUGGUCCACCUGGAACUGGAAAAACUAUGCUUGCAAAAGCUGUGGCGAACCAUACUACUGCUGCGUUUAUUAGAGUAGUGGGCUCAGAAUUCGUUCAGAAGUAUUUGGGCGAGGGACCAAGAAUGGUACGUGAUGUCUUCCGCCUUGCCAAAGAAAACGCACCUGCAAUCAUAUUUAUUGAUGAAGUAGAUUCGAUAGCUACUGCUAGGUUUGAUGCUCAGACUGGAGCUGAUAGAGAAGUGCAGCGAAUUCUAAUGGAACUACUAAAUCAGAUGGAUGGGUUUGACCAAACGGUGAAUGUGAAGGUUAUAAUGGCAACUAACCGAGCUGAUACUUUGGAUCCUGCACUUCUUCGUCCUGGCAGGCUUGAUCGCAAAAUCGAGUUUCCUUUGCCUGAUAGACGCCAAAAGAGGCUUGUUUUUCAGGUUUGCACUGCUAAAAUGAAUCUGAGUGAUGAAGUUGACUUGGAAGAUUAUGUUUCUCGACCCGACAAGAUCAGUGCUGCUGAGAUAACAGCAGUAUGUCAAGAAGCGGGCAUGCACGCAGUACGCAAGAAUAGGUAUGUUAUUCUUCCCAAGGAUUUCGAGAAGGGUUACAGGACCAACGUAAAGAAGCCCGACACUGACUUUGAUUUCUACAAGUAAUCUAUCGAGUCAAUGGCACGCAGUUUCAAAUAGUUUUGAUCUGUGUCAAGAGACCUUUGUUUGUUACUAACAUUGGAAAUUAGUAAUCUUGUUAGAAGUUGAUGACUUGAUUCCAAAUGAUGUUUAAUUUGAAUGAAUGGGCUGGAC